Molecule: messenger RNA, 5646 nt
Organism: Dicentrarchus labrax (European seabass)
Lineage: Eukaryota; Metazoa; Chordata; Actinopteri; Moronidae
Gene: ctbp2a
Product: C-terminal binding protein 2a
Exons: 9
Coding region: 438-3983 (1181 amino acids)
Molecular function (GO): transcription corepressor activity; oxidoreductase activity, acting on the CH-OH group of donors, NAD or NADP as acceptor; NAD binding
Source: RefSeq, a predicted model, not a curated record
UUUGGUUCUUUUUUUCUGAACGUUCAACUCAAGCAUACAUCCUGUUACCGUGUCUUCCGUGGAAUAACUGUGCUACCUCUGCAGUGUACUGUGUUUGUGUGGUUUGGUGUAAUGUUUUUGUGUGUGGUGUCCUCUUUCCUCGCGCACAACAAGACAGCAUGACCAGAGAUUAAUUAUUCAAGGACCAACAGCCAAAGGGGAGUCACCUGAUAGUACGGACUUACAAUAUUACAACCUGAUAUCAGGUGAAACGGUAGACCCUGCUUCAUCUUCUUUUCUGCUUGUUCUGCACCUCCCUCUCUCCGUUCCGCAGCUACAGUUCAUGAAGACUUGAAAAAGAACUUUCAAAAACACAGCUACAAGUGGAAUUUUUUUUUGUUUUGGGUGUUUACUUUUUCAAUCCGUUAAAACUUUUGCUGCUUCUUCCUUUUUUGCCAAUGCUUGUCACUAACAAACAGUUGAGUCUUGGUCGCUCCCACAGUUGGGACACAUUAGGAGGGAAUGAGGGUCAGUGGGACAGGGCUGAGAGUGUCUACGAGCAGCAGGCAAGAGUAGCUGGCCGGCGGAGCUCUCUGUCAUACGGAGAGGGAGGAGGGUGGUACGAGCCUCCACCAGGAGUGCAGCCCCCUGACCUGGAUUUGAAACGCGACCCGUAUUCCUACCAAGACUCUCUCUACGGACAGGUUUACGCAGACCGACACGACCUAAGGGGGUUGAGGAAGGGCUCAGUGCCUGAUCUAAAUCAUUACGAACGUGUACCAAUGGCUCACCGAGGAUCCAUUCCGCAUCAGGAUUACUACUCUCAUGACCCGGCUAUGACUCCUCGGCCGCCUGAGGGCUUUUACCGGCCAGAACACCAGCCUCUGCCGCCUCACCCUCAUCCACUCAGUAGGUCAGGCUCUCAUUUCGGGAUGGCUCCUGGGGCUCGUAAUGUGUGGGAUCAAGGUCAGGGAGGGAGAGCAGGACCUCAAGCCCCCGCAUCGCCUCUACCUCCUCCUCCCCCUCCUCCAACCGCUCAGGAGUUGAACCGGGCUUACAGGGAACCUGGUGCUGUAACUGCUGCCAAAAUGACGCCAGAUGGCCAACGCAUACCCUCCCGAGACCCAUCUCCUGCUCACUAUGGUAUGGAGCAUGCAUCUCCUCGGUAUGCCAGUGAGCCUCCACCUCUGACCGGUCAGUCUGUCUAUACUGAUGUUAAUGGGCGCCCUUUGGAUCCACAGCAGCAGGCUGCUACCUGUCUAGUAGUGGAUCCAGCCAGUCAAGGUAUGAUUAUGAGGCAAGAGACAGCCUCACCUUUCACCAUUCAACAACAGCAGCAAUUACAACAGCAGCAACAAAUACAACAGCAGCAACUUCAACAACAACAAUUGCAACAGCAACAAAUACAACAGCAACAGUUACAACAACAGCAACUACAGCAGCAACAAUUACAACAGCAACAGCUUCAACAACAACAGUUACAGCAAGAACAGUUGCAGCAGCAUCUGCAACAGCAACAAUCCCUGCCACCCCCACCUACCAUGCCCAUCUCUGACCCUAACUUUUCUAUGGCAGCUCCACUUCCCACUCCACCUGCCCCAGUGCAGACCGCAGCAGUUUCCCCAGCAGUGCCUGUCCCCAUGCAGGCUGUUCUAACUUCAGUUCCUCCUCCCCCAGUCACUCCACUUCCUGCUCCUCUUCCUGCUCCUACCCCCACUGCGCCACAGACGCCUUUGCCUGUGGACCCCAAGAAGAACGUUGAUCCUGAAUUCCUUGCCCUGCUGCGAAAUGAGGGCCUCUCAGAGAGCACCAUCUCCUCAGUUAUCCAGCAGGGAUUUGACUCCACUAGCAUGCUGGCUGUUAUGGAGGAGAACGAUGUCCGCACCGUUGCCCCCAACCUUGGCCAGGCUCGUGUACUAUUUCGCGUGGUCCACAACUGUAAGCGGCCGGCUGAGGCUCUGCCAGUUCCCUCCCAACCUCAAACACCCAUGCGAGGCCGCUCUAAUAGCUUUAGUCAUCGUUCAGACAUCUACUCCCAGCAGCACCACCAUCCACCACACCCUCCACAGGCUUUGACCGUGGACCCCCAGUUGAUGCCCCCACAUUCUCCUGGGGCCAUGCAGACCAUCUCCCCAAGGAUGGGAGAAGUUAUGGGUAGGAGGCCGAGCAGUGCCCCCUCUCAGCACCUCCUGGAAGCCUCUGGAGGCUACCCAGGCCAACCACCUCGCUCCCCAGGACCAUACGCUGGAGCCAUUAUGCCUGUUCAAUCAAGACCCAUGUCUGCCUACUCUUCUGGGAUGACAAUGCCAGGGAUGCACAUGCAGGGUAUGCAGAUAAUGCCACAGCAGAUGACUGGGUCAAUGCCAGCCAUAGCAGGGUCUAUGCACUCCAUGCAAGGUAUGCCACAGCAGAUGCCCGUGUCCAUGCCAGCUUUACCACAGCCACCACAACAGGUACCAAAAGCUUACUCUACAAAUUACACAGUGCCCAUGGAGCUGAUGAAGAGGGACAGGAACUUACUGCCAUUGUCACCCAUGCAUAGCCCUCACCCCAGUCCUCAGCAGAUGCGUAAGGGUGGUGGAACUGCACCAGACAAUGCCCUUGUCCCUAUGGGAGCACCAGGCCAAGGCCAAGGUGCCCUGGUUGCUAACCAGAAGCUAAGUCGCCGCACAGGUCCACCAGUCAUCGUGUCCACUAUGGCAUCUCCAGAUACAAGUAUUCGGCCCCAGAUUAUGAAUGGGCCUAUGCACCCACGCCCCCUGGUGGCGCUGCUGGACGGGCGCGACUGCACCGUGGAGAUGCCCAUCCUCAAAGAUCUGGCCACCGUGGCUUUCUGCGAUGCCCAGUCCACACAGGAAAUACAUGAAAAGGUGCUGAAUGAGGCUGUAGGGGCCAUGAUGUACCACACCAUCACCCUGACCAGAGAGGACUUAGAGAAGUUCAAGGCGCUGCGCAUCAUUAUCCGCAUCGGCAGCGGCUACGACAACAUCGACAUCAAGGCUGCCGGGGAGCUCGGCAUCGCGGUGUGCAAUAUUCCCUCAGCGGCGGUAGAAGAAACAGCAGACUCAACACUUUGUCACAUACUCAACCUGUACCGGCGAAACACCUGGCUGUACCAGGCUCUCCGGGAGGGCACGCGGGUCCAGAGUGUAGAGCAGAUACGGGAGGUGGCGUCGGGGGCGGCCAGGAUCCGAGGAGAGACGCUUGGCCUCAUCGGAUUUGGUCGAUCAGGCCAGGCGGUGGCAAUGCGGGCCAAGGCGUUCGGCUUCAACGUGAUCUUCUACGACCCCUACCUCCAGGACGGCUUGGAGCGCUCGCUGGGCGUUCAGCGAGUCUACACGCUCCAGGACCUGCUCUACCAGAGCGACUGCGUCUCCCUGCACUGCAACCUGAACGAACACAACCACCACCUCAUCAACGACUUCACCAUCAAACAGAUGCGUCAAGGUGCUUUCCUGGUCAACUCGGCGCGGGGAGGUCUGGUGGAUGAGAAAGCUUUGGCUCAGGCCCUGAAAGAAGGCAGGAUACGGGGAGCCGCAUUGGACGUCCACGAGUCGGAGCCUUUCAGUUUUUCCCAAGGUCCUCUGAAAGACGCCCCCAACUUGAUCUGCACACCCCACACCGCCUGGUACAGCGAGCAGGCGUCGCUGGAGAUGAGAGAAGCCGCCGCCACAGAAAUACGCCGAGCCAUCACUGGCCGUAUUCCUGACAGCCUCCGAAACUGCGUCAACAAAGAGUUCUUUGUCACCACAGCACCCUGGGGGAUGAUGGAGCAGCAGCAGCCACAAGUUCACCCUGAGAUCAAUGGUGCCGCCUACAGAUUCCCUCCUGGCGUGGUGGGUGUUGCCCCUGGCGGAAUUCCCGGAUCUAUGGAGGGGUUGGUGCCUGGGGGAGUGCCCAUCGCCCACACCCUGCCCCCCGGUACCCAUCCGUCACAGGCCACCUCCCCCAACCAACCCUCCAAACAUGGCGACCCCAUGAGAGAGCACAUGACUGAGCCGUAGGACUGCUGCCGCAACCGAGCAAAAGGGGGGCUGAAAACCUGAUGUAAACUAAAAGAAAACCCAGCGACCGGCCAACUCAACCAUCCAACUUGUACGCUUGACUUCAGCCAUCUGAACCUACCAGCAGACUGCCUGCCGGGCAACGUUUCACACGUCUUCUUUUUGUAUGAAACCACUAAGCCCAAGUGAGGACAGCGGAUGUUAAUACACACACACACACACACACACACACACGAGCUGCCACACUGAGAUGGUACUGACGGUCAAACUCAUGCGCCGAAGAUUGGAAACCUCCCCCCCCCCCCUCCAUAAUCUGUUUCUGUUCGUCCUUGAUUUAAGUGAUGUUUUUGUUUUUAUCUUUAUUUUUUUGAGUAUAUUUUAGGGAGAAUUCCUCCUGACUCCUGGGACACGUUGACUUUACCACGUGCAGGAUGGAAACAUGACCCACGCUCCCUACUUUUAAAGGGGGGAGGCUGAAGGGACAGGGACUUAAUAAACGAUCCGUCGAGCCUCCGCUUUCCCUCCUCCCUCGUCAGUUUCACCCAUUUCAGCGCAAAAAUGUCCUGUGUUAUUUUGUUUUUGUUUUUUUUUAUUUUCUUCUGUUUAUCCUAUAUUCUGUGUUUCUGUUGCAAGUGAAUAUCUGUUUUUUUUUGUUUUUCUGUUCUUCAGUGUGUGAAAAUGAAUGGAUUUACAGUUACACGUAUGUUUAACAGACAAGAAAAGUCAGCUGAUGACAACAGCAGCAUCUGCCGUCUCUGUCAGAAAAAUCUGGACUCCAUCUUUGCUUCUUUUUUUCCAAUCGUCGUGGCUGGUGGCCCCUGAAUGUAGAGACGAGAUGCGGGGCAGCAGAUGUGGUUUUCCAGUUCCAGGAAGAAUAUUUUGGCUUAUGAGGUAAAAAAAAAAGAGAAAAAAAAAAGACCCUUUUCAACCAAAAAAUGGCAAGAAGAUAAAAAAGAAAACGACCAUUCGUGGUUAGAUAUUUUCUGUUGAGUGUGUCAUCUCAAUUAAAUAUUGCUGUUGUAACUUUUCCAACUCUGCUGAACUGAGGUACCUACGAUAUUUGGUUAUUGUCACGAACAGCGUCCCAAAUGUUAUCUGUUCGCAUCCAAAGGACCUACAGUACAUUGCAGCACCAGCUAGCGAGGUAGGAAAGUGUUUGGGAAAAAAAAAAAAAUCUCUUACUGACUCAGGAAAAAAUAUUAACCCUCAAAUAUGUCCAAAUCUAAACAGAAAUGGGGGGAAAAAAAACAAGUCUGGAUUAUCGCUUUUCAUGUCUCCACCUCUUUCUCCAUUGUGGUAUUUUUUUAUAUAUCAAAUGUACGUUUUUUGAUGUUCAAGGUUUUCAGUCCUGUUAGAUUUGUAUUGCCUUGUUAAAUGUUCUUAUAAUCAUAGUCUUAUGUGAACGACCCCACCCUCUCCUCCUUAUAGUUUCUUUGUUUUUCUGCUCUAAUGAAAUCCAGCUGUGGCUCUCGGAGGCAUCGUGCCCUCUGUGAACAACAGCAGCCACAUUCAUUCCUUUUAGCCCCACGACGUUAGCAAGAGACGGCUGCUAGCAGAUUGUUUGGUUUUUAGUGUGAGUAUUUGUAUUUGUUUCUUGUACAAGGUGAACAUAUAGCAUACAGUGCAGCUGGAAACAAUAAAUAAAACUUACUGUUCUGAUUGA